AUGAGUGUAACCCUUUCAGAGCCUAAGUCAUCUGUCAUUGUCAACGGACGUCGUCGCAUAACAUCAAAGUUUGUCGAUGGCGGUGAGAUGAUUGAGGAAUAUGACGUCAUUACUGAUGACCUUCUACUUCGCAAGUACCGCUCAAGGACCACACUUGGAGGGUUUAGCGCUUGGGAAGUUGAGGUGGGAAAUGAAGCCUCAACGCGUAACUUGGACAAAGAAUUAGUUGUGGAGACAAGUGGCAGCCCAGAAGUGGUAAAACAGGAUGCGUUGGAGUUUUAUGUGUUCCGCAUACGCAAUCUUCCAUACGCAAAGGAGGUGUUUAGUGUUGCCGUAGAGCAUAGCAAACCAACCGAUAUGGGGGAAAUUGUGGUGCGUACGAGCAACAAAAAAUACUUCAAGAGGCUCUCCAUACCUGAUAUGAACCGACGUAACCUUAAGUUGGAUCCUGCUCAACUCUCCUUUGAUGUACAGCACAACACGCUGAUUAUUCGGUACAAGAAGCCCCUAGUGGUUCUUGCCGCAGAAAGUGCGGCAAAGAAGGAACGAGCCUCGCUCCCAGCGAAACGCAUCGAUGAUGCCGACUCUAGGACCAGUUGCAAUCAGCAAUAG
Trypanosoma brucei brucei TREU927 is the source of this 612-nucleotide messenger RNA. RefSeq lists its product as hypothetical. NCBI's taxonomy places the organism in Eukaryota, Euglenozoa, Kinetoplastea, Trypanosomatida, Trypanosomatidae. Bases 1 to 612 code for a protein of 203 amino acids. The record is from RefSeq and is a predicted model, not a curated record. The transcript has a single exon.